AGCGCCAAUUCCGCUCUCUUCCUUGAGUGAGUGCCGGUUGACAAGAUAGUCAUGGACAGCAGCUGGGACAAGAAUCAUCUCUUCGCCGCUGCCUCAUCACGAUCGUCAGUAGCAGCUGCUGCUGAUGCUGCUGGUGACGACGACCGGCCGCAAGCAUCGUCCAGCAGCAGCAGCGGCAGCAGCUCGAAGCCAAACAAUCCAGCAGCCAAUGUCGGUGUGAGCGCGCCGCUCUCCCUAACCAUUCUGGACAGCCAGCUGCAUCCCAUGCUGCGGGAGGAGGACGGCCUUCUCUCUGUUCCACAUCCCCUGCCCCUCUCAACACAGCAGCGGCAGAGCAAACUGGUGGCCCACAGGAACGCCUGUGAGGCGGCGGCAAUGAGUGCCGCCGUCGGUGACCCAUCUGACGGUUCCAGGGCGGCGAGAGCGCCCAUCAAUCGGCGCAGGAAGACGGUGCUGAGCACGUCGCUGCGACGGGCUGGUGGUGCUGGUAGCGGUGGGUCGGCGUGUUUUGCCAGGGGGUACUAUCAUCAUCAUCAUGACCGUCAUCACGAUGGCGAGAUGGAUGGGAUGGAUGUCUGUGCGGCCAGUGGGGGUGUUGGUGAUGGUGAUGGUGAGGGCGGUGUUUGCGAGAACGGUCGGCUGCGUAGGCUGGAGCGUGUGGCGGCGCUGAGGGACGGUGGCGAGAAGGGUGGUGGUGGCGAGAAGCUGCACCGAGUGCCGCCCAGGGGGCUGGCGGCCAUCUUGAGGAAGGACGACAGGCACGACACACUGGUACGACAGACACACACUGAUAUGACAGCAAAUCGGCAAGUCAACCACGCACUCACGGCGGGCAUGUGUGUGUGGGUGCCUUUGUUGUGUUGGCAGUGGCCGUGGCUGCGUGUGGGCAGGGAUCCUCAGGUAUGCAUCUGCCGCGGAAGACGCACACACACACACACACACACACACACCAGACACACACACACACAAAAGAAAACCGAUUUUCUGUCCUUCUGUCGUCAACAACCAGGGCAUCCCGUGGGAGAGCCUGACUUCCCAGACCCGCUCAGACUACCGCCGGCAGCGGCUGCAGCAGUACCAGCAGCAGCACGGCCUCCUGCACACCACCGCCACCCAUGGCAACCCCGACGAUGACGACGACGACCCCGACUACCAUGACAGCCCCUCGCAGACAGACAGCGACGAGGGCCCAUCAGAGUCGGGUUGGGGAGAUGGCGGCGACAAUGAUGAGGACACACCCAUGACGCCGAGUGAGCAUGGUGGUGGAGGUGAGGGUCACCACACGCCCCAGCAUCACCAGCAGCAGCAGCAGCAGCAUGGUCAGCAUGGUGGGGGUGGUGGAGGGUUGACACACGGUGCUGGUGCUGGCGGUGGUUUUGGCGCUUUGUAUGGCGGCCCCCAGAAUGAAGGCACACAGGAGGAAAAUGCAAGACGGCUCAGGUAUGGAUGGGGGCACACACAUGGGCGUGUGUGUUUCAUGGUGCUGUGUUGUGUGUGUCAGAGCGAUAUCGCUGUGUCGUCCGGUGCGUUCGAACCAGCACUAUGCUGAGCUGGCGAGGUGCUAUGCCGCCGUGCAGCCCGCCAUCAUGCACUUCCAGGUCACACAAUCACACACACACACACACACGCAGGCACACACACGAGAGCAUGGCUGUGUGUUUGAUGCAGCUGCGCCACUUGCUGUCGUGCGGCUCUUCACGCCACGAGGUGUACUACGUCGGCAACAGAGACCGGACCACACUCACAUCCUACAACCUUCUCAGCGGACUGUAAAUAAUGACUGACGCACGCCCACACACCAAACCACACACCAAACCACAUGUGUUGAGCCUACCAUGUGUUGAUGUGACGUGUGCAGGAAGGGUGUGAUCCAUUCUUCCCCCGACGGGAACCCCUUCACGUGCUGCGACGUGCGGCACGGGCUGGCCGUCACGGGAUCCAUGAACUCCCGACUCAUGGUGCCGAUGGAUGGCGAUGGGACAGGGGGAUCUUGAUUUGAUCUCUCUGUGUGUGCGCGGUUGGUGUGUGUAGGUGUCGUCCCUGCGCGGCGCCAAUGGCCAUCCUGUUCACCAGCUGGUGCGCGCGAAGACCACAACACAUUCUGACCGACAAGGGUUCAUUCAUCGAGAGAAACUGUUUGUGUGUGGUGAUUGUCCGUGCAUCCCCCCGACAGCUGACGUCUCGCCGCACAAGCGACACGCUUGACGACAUCACCAACUACGUGUCCGUCAUCCUCUCGCUCACCGGUGUGUGCGCCCCGGCCUCCCUCUCGCUCUCCUGUGUCUCUCUAUGGGGUCCGUAUGUAUGUGUGUGUGUCUCUCAGGGAUGCCCCGUGUGUUGGCCUGCAACAACGACGCCUCCAUCAAGGAGUUCGACCCAGAGACCGCUCGUGUGGUCAACAGCUACCACCUAGAAUGGGCCGUAAGCACACACACACACACACACAGAGGGAGAGGGAGGCAGCGUGUGUGUGUGGUUGUGUGCAGGUGAAUCAGGCGUCGGUAUCGGUGGACGGCAAGAUGGUGUGUGUGGUUGGGGACGACAAGGCCGUGGUGAUGCUCGAGAGGGAGACGGGCGACCGCAUCGCCACACUCCACGGACACUGCGACCACGGCUUCGCCAGCGACUUCCACUGCGAUGGCCGCCUCUGCGCUACGGGUACGUCUGCAUCUCUCUGUUGUGUUGUGUGUGCAUCUCUCUCUCUCUCUCGGGGUGUGUGUGUGUGUGUGUCAGGUAACCAGGACAACACGUGCCGCGUGUGGGAUCUGCGUCACCUUCGUCGGAGCGUCAAGGUGCUGGGGUCGCAGAUGGGCCCCGUGAGGUCAAUCCAAUUCUCGCCAGACGGCAGCCUGCUGGUCAGUCUGCAAACCUCCCUCCCUCCCCCUCUCAAUCUCGGUGUGUGUGUGCCUCUCUCUUUCUCUCUCUCUCUCUCUCUCUGUGUGUGUGUGUGUGUGAUCAGUCGUGUGCCGAGCCGAUGGAUUUGGUUCAGCUGUACGACGUGAGGUCUGGCUUCACGCACCACCAGCAACUCGACUUCUUCGGCUCCAUCGCCGGUACGUACGGGGGUGUCUGUCUAUCCCUUUGUGUGUGUGUGUAUGUGGGUAUGUUGGUGUUUGUGUGCAGGCCUGUGUUUCUCCCACGACAGCUCGACGCUUUUCACUGGUCAGGGGGCGGGGCGGGGUGUGGUCUGGUGUGGUGGGCACGUGUGUGAGAGUGGUGUGUGGUGUAUAUGUGUGUGUGUGUGUGUGGUGUGUGUGCAGCUGUGCAGGACAGCUCAUUUGGGGGGCUGCUCGAGUAUAGACUCUUGACCUGACUGAUGGACAGACAAGAGCCAUGAAGCUCAUGACUGAUACAGGC
Messenger RNA from Vitrella brassicaformis, 3357 nucleotides. Lineage: Eukaryota; Vitrellaceae. The record is from the annotation of a GenBank genome assembly.